Hippopotamus amphibius kiboko is the source of this 762-nucleotide messenger RNA. RefSeq names its product chromosome 10 C21orf140 homolog (gene C10H21orf140). NCBI's taxonomy places the organism in Eukaryota, Metazoa, Chordata, Mammalia, Artiodactyla, Hippopotamidae. The transcript has a single exon. The record is from RefSeq and is a predicted model, not a curated record. The coding region runs from base 1 to 762 and encodes 253 amino acids.
AUGCCUCACUUUGCAUACCCUCUUUUAAGAAACAUCAUUAUCAGAAAUCUAUUUGAUAGCAUCAAGAGGAAGCAAUGUCUCCAAUAUUUGAAAACCCUGAGAACACUUCAAUACGAUGGGUUUACAACUGUAUAUUUUGGGGAAACCGAUAUCCCUGAGAGUCUUGUAACCGGGGAAGAUUUUAGUGAUGGCUAUUUCAUGCCAACUCCAACCUGGUGUAUUGUGCACGCCGGGGGUAGUCAAGGGUGGGUGCCUUGGAAAUAUCGGAUGUUCCUAAGGGAUGAGUUGUGCGUCAAACAAGAAGACAGCCUCUUCUUUGAGUUCUGUGAUGUGGUGAAGAAGACCUACGGGAAGUGCGCCAUUGUGGUCAAAGAGAGAAGGCUGCAGGAUGAAAUGAGGCCAAAGGAAGACAAAGAAUCUGAGGCCCAGGCCCAUAUCCCAGCAGUCAUUAACUUAAUGAGCAUCACAUGUUGUCCUGAGGUGGCCAUGUCCUAUGGCCAUAAACUACUCUCUCUGCCUUCCCCUUACAAUCACCUGAAUCCUCUGGACUCAGCCUGGUCUUCUCUGAAAUGGUUUAUCAUCAAUAACAGAAGGGAGUUUUGUUUGCAGUCGGUUGAUGGUGCCUAUUCUUACCAAUGUGUACUCUUCAGUGAUUUAAUUAGCAAAGGAAUUGAAAGGAUAAACCCAAGCAAAUGGAGAACACUAACUAACAAAGUACGAAGAUGGGAAAACUACUAUCUUGGUAAAUUUUCUUUAGGGUGA